Xenopus laevis (African clawed frog) is the source of this 6971-nucleotide messenger RNA. It is a transcript of the gene fhip1b.L, whose product is annotated as FTS and Hook-interacting protein-like. The coding region runs from base 528 to 3656 and encodes 1042 amino acids. NCBI's taxonomy places the organism in Eukaryota, Metazoa, Chordata, Amphibia, Anura, Pipidae. The record is from RefSeq and is a predicted model, not a curated record. The transcript has 13 exons.
AACUACUGAACAACCGGACUGUGGGGAACUCAAUAGUUUCUAGCCCCGCAUCAUCAUUAUUAUUAUCUAUGGCGUACGUACACGUCACACACAACCACUAGGUGACACAAUUCACCAGUGGAAAAAAAUGGAUUCGCAAGAGGAAUCCGAGUCGAACUACACUUCCCAAAAUGCCCCGCGCUCCGUGGACAAACACAACGACCGACGUAGAAGCCACGUAUGCGCAGUAGCUUCGUGGUGCGCUAUGGUUGCGCAUGCGCAGAGAGGGCUCGGUUGCGCAUGCGCAUCUUCAGAGGGGCGUCCAGGUUUCCCUGUACACAGGAGAGCAAGAUGGCGGCUGAGAAGCUGUGAGAGGAGCGCUGCCCGGACAGGGCUUGAUGGCAGAAUGGAGCAGCCAGAGCUACAGACUGGAUGACGAGAAUUGGGCCCUAACUUUUCCCACCCCGGCCUGGUUUCCGUAGCUUGUCCCAGUCCCCAAAUCUUUCCCACUUUCUCCCACUUACCGUAAUCUAAUCCCUGCAGCAACAAUGAGCUGGCUGAGUAAACUAAACCCUCGGGGGGCUGGCAGCAAGGCAGGGCGAAGUGUCAGUCUCCAACCGCUGCUCACUGCUGAUCCAGAGACCUGUCUGAUGGUUUUCAAGAACCACUGGUCCCAGGUGCUGCGCAUUCUCCAGCGCCACGGCCCCUCCUCAGAGUCAGUAACUGCAGACGACCUGAGCAGCGUGUGUAACAAUACUUACCAGAUGGUCAGCCUUUUGGCCGAGGAGCUGCCACAAGAUGGAGACGGGCCGGGCCCUAUCCUGGCAUAUUUGGCAUCAGAGGGAAUCCUAGAGACAAUCUUGCAGUGGCACCGGCAGCGAGAAUUCACUGAGGACAAAAAGGUGGAGCAGCUGAAGCUGUAUGAGAUGCUCAUCAGCCAAUCCCGCCAGCCCCUGCUACGUUACCAGCCAAUCCUGCGCCCCCUGGUCACACUCCUUAGCACCUUCUCCCCAGGUCCAGCCUCACCUGUGCUUGAGAAUAACCUGGUGCUGCUGCUCAACCAGUUGUGUGUGUGUCUGGCACAGGAACCCUCCACCCUGGAACUUUUCUUCCAAUCUCCCUCUGGUACCAACGACCCUGCCAACCUGAUUAUCUUCUCUCUGCUGGUGCCCUUCAUACACCAUGAGGGAGUGAUUGGGCAGCAGGCACGGGAUGCACUACUCCUUAUCAUGGCCAUGUCAUCAGCAAACCCAACUAUGGCCAAAUACAUCACUGAGAAUUCCUUCUUCUGCCCCAUCCUGGCCACCGGACUCAGUGCCCUGUACUCUUCUCUGCCAAGGAAAAUAGAAGUUCGAGGAGAUGAUUGGCACUUCCUCCGGAGGGAAGACUGGAUUGGUGUUUCAUCCCUUGUCCUGUUCAUGAAUUCCCUGGAAUUUUGCAAUGCCGUAACCCAGGUGGCUCAUCCACUUGUUCAGAACCAGCUGGUGGAAUACAUUCACAAUGGCUUCCUGGUGCCUGUAAUGGGCCCUGCACUGCACAAGACUUCCAUCGAGGAGAUGAUUGCCAGCACAGCCUACCUGGAGCUUUUCCUGCGCAGUAUCAGUGAGACUCCCCUGCUAAAAACCUUCUUGCGCUUUAUCCUAAUACACCGCCAUGACAGCAACACCAUCCUGCACACGCUCAUCAGCCGCAUUGCCAGCAACUCCCGGCUCUGUAUGGUGUCGCUGACUCUGUUCCGCACUCUGCUCAACAUCACCUGUGAGGAUUUCUUACUGCAGCUCGUUCUCAGGUACCUGAUCCCCUGUAACCAUGUGAUGCUGAGCCAGAGGAGGGCCAUCAAGGAGCUAGACCUUUACUCAAAGACUGCAGACAAGUUCCUGUCUCUGAUCCCUCGCUGCUGCCGCAAGGAGAGUCUCUGCCCCCAGGACAGAGAAGAAGAGCAUGCAACUUGGUCUAAAGCUCACGGAAGCCCAAGUAUUGACACUUCUUCAGUCACAACAGUGCCAAAGCCCUCUACCCCCUCCCGUAUGGGCUUCUUCAUGCGCCAGUCCACUGCUACUCCAGAAAGCCCAUCCUCACGAUCCUCUAGCUUCUCUCUGCCAGAUGCAGUCAUUGGUAGCCCACGGCAUGGCUCCCUCUGCUGGGAUGAGGUGGCAGAACUAGAUGGCAAUUACCUGGAAUACCUACAGGAGGCGCGGGCAGCCAUUGAUCGCUGUGUCUAUGCCUGUGGAUCCUGGUCUGCCCCCUAUGAUGGAGAGGAACCCAGCCCCCGCAGCCUAUCGCCCUCUUCACCCGAUGAGGUCACUGUGUCACCUGAUUACUUCUCUCCUCCCCCAUUCAUCAAAUCACAUGAUGGUAAGGAACGGGAGACUCGAAGACACAGUGCCACCCCUCGAACUAAAAAGCGCAGCCUACAGGAGGAGGGAGAUGGGGAGCAGCCCAGCAGCUUGAAUGGAGGAGGGGCUGAGGAACGGCACAUCGAAGGGUCUGUAGAUGGCGCCAGCGUCCCAGUUUUGAAUGGAGCAUUAACAGAGGAACAGGGGUACCUGGGUGCUACACAGAGGGGCCCAGCAAUGGGUGGUCAUUGUGCUGAGGAUGUGGAGGUAAAAAAAGUUAAAAGAGAAUCAGCGGAGGAGCGGGAGAAUUCUCAUGUUGAUUUGAGUAGGCAGCUCCUGGUGUCAGAAAACGGCUCCCAAGAGAAGUCCUAUGGAAAAUCGCAGCCUUGGGGCCAUGUCAAGUGGGAGAAACCAGAAUCCGUUGAUAGUCUGAUAGAAGAGUUGCUGGCCAGGGCUCCAGCUGAGACUAAUGGGGCUCAUAUAAACAUUGAGAAGCUUGGGGAGGAACUGGGGGAGAUGGAGAACAACAUAAGGGAGGCUGCAAGGCAAGAAGAACUGGAGUCCGAGCAGCACCAGAUUCCAACUGAGCAGGAGGAAGAGGAUGUGGAGUACCAAAGACGUGAAACCAAGAGCCGAGCAGACUCCUUGUCACUGAUACUUAGCAGCCCUCUUAGAGCACAAAAUGGCGGCCAACCCUUUACUGGGCCAUUUAUUGGGGUGCUGUUUGCCAAGCUGGAGACCAUGCUGCAGAAUUCUCUGUAUGUGAACUUCUUGCUGACUGGGAUCAUCACCCAACUGGCCUGUCACCCGCAGCCUCUGCUCCGCUCAUUCCUGCUCAACACAAACAUGGUUUUCCAACCUAGCGUCAAGUCCCUGGUGCAAGUGCUGGGCUCCGUUAAGAACAAGAUUGAGGCCUUUGCAGCCUCCCAGGAAGAUUUCCCCACCCUUCUAUUUAAGGCCAAGAAGUUCCUGAUUGCCCGGGGGAAACUGGACUGGAGUGAAAAACAGAUGUCUGUUCCUGCCCUGCGUCGCUCCGACACUCUGGUAAAGAGCCGCAAGCCGUCCAUUGGGGAGCUGAUCCUGCGCCAUACUAACAGUCCCACUCGGGCUCGGCAGGCGGCACAGUUGGCAUUUCAGCAGGUGAGGGAUGGGCAGGUCCUACACGCUCUCUCUGGAUCCUCCAUAUUUAAGAGCUCUGCAGAGAAACAGAACGAGGCCCUGCGAGUGAAGAAUGCCGUGUACUGCGCCGUCAUAUUCACAGAGUUCAUGAAAGAACUGGCGGCCAUAGCUCAGGAGCAUGCAGUCACUUCUCCCUAUCUGCUGGGGGAAGCUGAAGAGUGACGCACCAAAGGACUUCCUGUUUAAUCACAUGAUCUCACAGUAUCUGUUGGGGGAAGCUGAAGAGUGACACACCAAAGGACUUCCUGUUUAGUCACACGAUCUCAAGUUAAAAGGCCGUCUCGUGAGUCAUGUCUUUGUGUCAGAUAUGGAGAGACCACUGGCCCAAAGGAAUUUGUACAGGGCAAGCUAGGAACCCACAUUUCCUGUUUCUGAGGAGAGACAAGACCGGAACCUUCCUUCUUGUACUUGUAGUCCUGGAGGAACUGACACAAGAUGGAGGCACAGGAAGUGACCGUCUCUUCCUGCUGUUGAUUCUCAUGGCGGGAUCCUCCUCACUUUACAGCUCUGCUUACAAAAAGGGACCCACGGGAUUGAGUGGAAAUUUCCAGGAGUUUGUCAUUGUCCACUGGGAAUUCUCUGUAGCCACAGGCUACUAUGGGAUAGACAAGCGCAUCCCACUACCUGCACACUUGAUUCAGGACCUGCUCUCUCUUUCUGAAAUCCAGUCUCCGCCCCUCUCAGCAAUUCAGCCUUUUGUACCAAUCAAGAGGAGCAGAGUCCGGGGGGGGGGAGCAUUUUUUAACUUAUUUUAAAGAAAAGAUUGUGUUUUAAUUGUUCUUGUGUGUGUAUAUAUAUAUGUGUAUGUACAUGUGUAUAUAUUUAUAUACUCUCUGCGCAUAUACUGCCCCAGAACACUGAGUACAUUCACUACGUGCCCACGUUUCAUCUCUCUCUCUCUCUCUCUCUCUCUCUCUCUCUCUCUCUCCCUCUCUCUCUCUCUCUCUAUCGCCAAUUUAUUCAGUGGAAUCAUGUCUGGGGCCCCACUGGGGGAGGUUCUAGCUCUGUCUCGUCUCAUUGUUUCAGUGUACAUUCACUUUAUAAACACAGUACUUCUAGGGAGGCCCCCUGUUAUCUGCUCCCAGUUGCACUGCAGUUAGGAGCUCAAGCUCAUCCCCAUCUACUCAGCCUUUAUUUUGGGGCAGCCGUUAAAUUCUUAUGUUGUGGGUUGGGCCAGUCUCACAGGGGAUUAUGGGGUUUCCUAUGUGCAUGUAUCAUUGGGACUCACACUGGUGUUACAUGCGCACUCCACAUAUUGGACUUCCAUUCAAAUUGUUUAUUUUUACCUGUUUCCAUCUUCUUUGUGCAUCACAUUUACACUGGGAAAUGCCCCCCCCCAAUUCACAGUGAGUGACUCCUGCACCCAGAUAGUUACAGCCCCAAUUGUAAGGGAGGGAGGGGCUAGGACUUACCUGGGCAGGUUAGUGGCAGAUGGAGGCAGUUAGCAACGAGCCCUUAUGUGGGUGCGACCCAUUCUCAGCCUCAAUGUUUAUUUGCCAAAGUGUUUUGUUUCCAAAUAUCUCAGCACACGGGUCGCCAAAUAUUGGGCAAGUGGUGCCGCUGUCUGUUAGUAGAUCUGUGCACCAGUGUAGUGUACAGACUUAUUCCCCUUUUAAUCCUUUAAUUGGUAUUUUAUUCAUUUUUUUAUAUUUUGCCUUUUUUUAGCCUAAAACAAUUCAUCUUAAUAUCUGGGGGACUGUUAGACAUUGGGGAUUUUAGCUUCUCAUAUAUUUAUAUAUAACAAACUGGCUCAAUGGGCAGCUCACAAUCCAACGUGAACAAAAUAUGGACCAAAAGCUGAAAAUCCGUCGCAGUUUGUACCUUUUAUUUCUUUGAUUUUUCCCUGCAAAGUGCCACGCCUUCCCUGCCUGUCAGGCCCCGCCCUUAUUCUGCCCAUGCUCCUCCUCCUUCAGCUCCCAAUUUUUUUUUCUAUCACUAUUAAAUAUGUCCCCCUCCUGCCCAUGUGUGACUUCCCCCCGCAGCACCCCACAUUUGGCUCAGUAGUAAUGACUAUACAACAGUAAGUGCAGUGUGUUAUAGGGGAAUGUGGGAGCCCAAACCAUUGUGAGAGCCCAAUUGACUGAGCCACAAGGAAGGCUGAAACUGCAGGCUGUGUCCAUUUCCUUAUGAGAAAAGCUAGAGGGCCACAUAGUUGUCAGAGGGGUGGCCUAGCAGGGGGAGUGAUCUGCCAUUAUUCAGGGGACUGGCCAAGCAGUUCUGGCUUAGUUGCUGGGAGUUAUAGUUUGUAGGAGCCCCAGCAGUGUGUCUUCUCCCUACAUUUAUCUCAUGGAGCCGAGGAGCUUGCGAUUAGCUUAUAAGAAAUAUCUGUGACCUAAUUGCUGCUGUUUGUCUCUGUGUCUGGUCCAUUUGGCUUUAAUACUCCCUGUACCUCUUUCUGUAUCCGUCUGUCUGUCUGUCCGUUCCCCUGUCCAUACCUCUGUCUUUACAGGAAGCUGCAGUUUCAUAUUUUACUUUUUUUAUUGUGUGUGUGUUCUCAUGCCAUUGGGGGGCCCUGCUCUGGGGGGCCCUGCUCUGUGCGACCCCUCACUUUGCACAUUGACUUAAUGAGAUUUGUAAAUACUACAUUGAUUUUAUAUUUGUUUUUUUUUUUUGUGCUGCCAAAUGUUUGUUUUUAUUGGUGGGGGCCCCCUGCUAGAGCAGCAAAUGUGCCCCCAGUACGGUCGUAGAACUUUGCCGCUGCUCAGACCCCCCCCCCCCGACUCUGCGCCGCUCUCAUAUUCAGCUGCUUAUUUGCAUGACUCAAACUAUAUUUUGUUGUAAUUUAAAAAAGGGAAUGUGUAAUUAGUUCCUGCUCAUCACUGUCCCCGCCCCCUUUCUUUGCUGUUCCCACUCUUUUUUGAGCCAUUGGCCGGCCGUUGUUAAGCUGGUCUCUGCUUGCCCCGCUGCUGUGCCGCUAUUAGUGCUCGUGGGAUUGGCAGUCAAAUUAAAUUCUGAUUGAAUGUGUUUUCCUAUUGGAUGAAAUCUGACCCUCUCUUGUGGAAGGGGCAAAGCAUGGAAGAGGGCGGCACCCAGCAGUGAAUUAAAGACAAGGGUGCCAUGUUAAAGGGACGGCUCUCCUUCCUUCUCUCCCAUCUCUGAUUGGCUGAUCUCUGCCUUCAAGGUGGGAAAAGAAAGGGAACGUUUUAUCUUAUUCCAGCCGAUUAAAGGGAAAGUCUCAGGGCAGAACUGGUGGCACCAUUUUGUGUCUUCUCAUAUGGAAACACAUCAGUAGUGGUGGGAAGUGGAACUGCAAGUGAUAAAACUAUGUGGAGAGAUUUAUACUGUGUAUCUGUGUAAGAGCCGAUACUUGUCCUUUAAUCAGUUUGGUGACAGUGUUGGGCACAUGAGGAAUGUGCCACUGAGCAGUGUCUAUUAGCCCAUCCCAUUGGUUGGUUGCCCGGCUGUCACGUCAUUGUGAGGCCCUCGUGUCACAGUAACGGAAACUGCAACAUCCAAUAAAUUCAUCAGAUAUUUGCA